Messenger RNA from Phanerochaete carnosa HHB-10118-sp, 1013 nucleotides. RefSeq lists its product as uncharacterized. The transcript has a single exon. The record is from RefSeq and is a predicted model, not a curated record. The coding region runs from base 546 to 887 and encodes 113 amino acids. NCBI's taxonomy places the organism in Eukaryota, Fungi, Basidiomycota, Agaricomycetes, Polyporales, Phanerochaetaceae.
UCAUUCAUUUCUUCUCGCUAGCAUUCCUGUCAAGAUUACGAGAGACACUCCCCGCGCGCUCGCUCGCUUCGGUCUGCGAGCCGACCAAGAAGUGCGCAUAUGGUGGCGCAACCUCUGGAUGAAGGCUGACCGCAAGACAGUUCCCUCUCCGUUCCACUGCUCCAACCACCCUGCCUACCAACUGCCUCGCGAAUUUUGCAACGCUUCUCAGCGGAUAUGUCGAACUGUCACAGCCGGCGGCCACUUGUGACCUGUGCAUCCUUAACGAGCUGUCCAAGACCGAAGCCACCAGGGAUACGCUGAGGUACUGACGUGAAGUAGAAGUACCGCAAGACAUCUCAGCAUCCUCGACAGCUUAUAAUAUCGUCCAAAUGCCGAUAUCUCUUUCACCACCUCCUGCAGCUCGUCCCAAGCAUGCGCGUCUCCCGAUAUUCGAUCUCCCCAUUGUCUCCUGCUGAUUCCACCCGCGCCAGGCUGACUAUCGGCGUGCUCGAGGCACCUGCAAGUUCUGGCCGAAACGAGCCGUUCCCUGGUGUGGCGUUGACAUGGCUUGCUUCCGGCCGAAUGACAAAGUGCAGCUCGCAGUGCGCCCAUCGAACGCGGUAUUUCAUCCGCCUGCGUAUGUGGUUGUGUCGAUGCUGACGUUCUGCGCCGGGCAGAGGCUCACGCGAGUGCGCGAAUUUCUGGCGAUUCAGAAGCGGAUCGGAAGGGAUGUCGCGAAGAGCAAUCUAUUUCUCGGGUGUCGGAGGUUUGGCGAGGAUUUACUGCUUUAUGCCGACGACGACCUGAAGGCGUGGGUCGAUCUCGGCAUAGAGGAUGUGCAUCCGGCAUUCUCGAGCGCGACUAGUACUGAUCAGUCUCUCGGCUACAAGUACGUCCAAGAGUGAUUUUUCGUCCUUCAUUCUAUCCUUCCGUUGUUAUCACAUUUGUGCAUAGUACUAGUCAUAAUUUGCAAGGCCGUGUUGAUAUUGUGAAGGUGUGGAGAGCUGGCGCAGAGGUUGGCAGCGAUUUAA